CACUUUAAAAACAUCAACAUUGACUUCUCCAUUAUAUUUUUAGCUGAUUUUAAACUUUUUGCAAAUGCUUACACAGUGGUCAAUUGUUGUGUUUGAAUUGAUAAGCUGUCUGAUGAGUGUGUUUGGUAGCAUACUGUAUUGUAUAAAAAACUCUUAAAAAACAUUAUCUGUGGAAAGUUAAAAUGAGCAAUAGUGAUAACGUAAAAAUCUUGAAUUAUAACCAGAGUAACAUGGUGCAAGAAUACGAACCGAAACAAAUCAGUAAUGACAAUGUGAGAAACUUUUGCUCCUCCCCAAGCAAUGUUAUACUUCAAAAUUUUUCUGAAUUAUCAGACGUAACAGAUAUAUGGGGGACUUCUCAGGAUACCUCAUUUGAUGUACUUUCUCCACUAACAUCUUCUCGCAGCUGUAUGGACAGUUCUUUUGCAUCUGACCAGGCCGGAGAUAAAAAGCAAGAUUUAAAAAGCAAUGAAAAUUAUUUAUGGGAGAAAAAACAACAAAAACAAGUAAAGGCUGAUGGUCAAAUGCUAAGUAAUUAUAUACCGGAACUACAGGUUGAUAAAAUUGAAGCAGAUGCAAACUUGUCUGACAGCACCAACCAAAGUACGUUUCGUGAGAAACUCAGAAGUUUUAGUAAAUCUAAGAAACGUAAAAAAGAAAAGCGAAACCGUAUCAGUCAGAUCAUAUCUGGUGUUAGCUACAAAUCAAAGGCUGAACUGUUCCAAAAACUUUUCAAGAAUAUGUCGGGCGAUGAAAGGCUAAUUACUGAUUAUUCAUGCGCAUUGUUUAGAGAUAUUUUAGUCCAUGGAAGAUUAUACUUGUCGCAGAAUUGGCUUUGUUUUUAUGCUAACAUAUUUGGUUGGGAAACUUUGGUGACUUUACAAUGGAAUGAAAUUACUGCUAUAACAAAAGAGAAGACAGCCAAGGUUAUUCCAAAUGCUAUACAGAUUCUAACUGAGACAGACAAGUAUUUUUUCACAACUUUCGUGACACGAGAACAUGCUUACACAGCACUAUUUCGAAUAUGGCAAAACGCCUUGCUUAACCAUCCUAUGGGACCGGCGGAAUUAAAGUCUGUGUGUAAAAAGUUUCGUCACAAGAAGCCAACAUACAAUGAUACGAUAGACGGUGAACUUAUUCAUGACGAUCACGAUGAAACAGGAGAUGAAAUCCUCGAAGAUGACGAUGCUAAAUCUGCUGGAAGCACAAGUGGUUCGCAAGAUAACCUAGACAAAACAGAUCCUAGCAUAAUGACUGAGAAUUCGACGGCGCCUAGUGAAAAUAGUGGUUUAGUUAACCCGAGUUUCACUUCGGAGCCACUUAGUGAGAGUGUGUCGUCAGAUCUCCCUGCUGGUCAGGGACAAGAUGAAGCUGAUGCAAAUGUUAAACCAGUCACAACAAUAGCCGCUGCAGCAGUAGAAAACGAAGUGGAUGCAAAACCACGUGUAAGAAGUCACGGGCAUAGUAAAUCCAAUGGACAUGUUAAAGCAAAGCAAACGGUGAAAGAAACCUUCAAACAUGGUUUCCAUCGACCCACGUCGCCAUUUUCGAAAGCUCAUGAUUUGUUCGUGAGAAAAAAGAAAACGCGCGUACGCACUAAUUAUCCAGUAGAUCAUUUACCUAUCCCGAGUCAGGGGGGUGAGACGACCACUGAUUAUGAUUCGGAUGAGUCGGUGGAUGCCUUGGAAGAUGACGACGUGGAAUGUCCAUGCGAAUCUCACUUUGGAAAUGUAUACGGUGACGAGAAAUUCAACUUUGACGUCGAUGCUUUGUACGAACAUCUUUUUUCGCAAGAAUCGGACAUGAUGAAACUUGUUUUUGAAAAACGCAAUUUUCUGAAUUGGAAAUAUUCAGGUCCAUUGGAGAAACAACCAGACCAUUCAUACAAACAAGUACUGACCUACACCCUCCCACUAAACUACAGUAUUGGACCAAAAACUUCAGAUACAGUAUCAACGCAGACGAUGGUGAAAGAUAAUAAACCCGGCUCAUGUUAUGUUGUCAACGUGGAGAACACAAGUCAUGGUGUACCAUAUUCUGAUAGUUUUGUCGUUUCAAUUCGUUAUUGCAUAACGCGUCUUUCUGGUAACAGGUCACGAAUGAAAAUUCACUGUGAAAUUAUCUAUCUGAAGAAAGUAUCAUGGCUUAUCAGAAAUAUGAUCACGAAGAGUGGGUACGAAGCGUGCAAAGACUACUUUUCUUAUCUUGUUUCUGUAUUAAAAUCAGAGUCAGAACUGGUUCCGCACAAUCCUCGACCAAAAUCGAAAGCAAUUCAGAAAAAACCUUCAAAAACUGCAAGCGUAGAUGAGACUGCGAAGAAACCAAGAGUUGCAGACGAUCCAAAGCUUACGCCAAAUACCAAAUCUGAUUCCCAAACUGGAAUAUUUUCAUCCGUACAAUUUUCAUCGAAAUCGAUUAUCGCAUUCAUACUCAUCAUGUCCCUUCUUUUCUUGAUGAACAUUUACUUGCUAAAACGUGUUCGAAAUCUAGAAGAUUCGAUAUUGGCGCGCAAUCAAAGAUGGUUGCCAAAAGAACUUCCUACUGGCAAGGAGGAAUGGAAAAAUCUACUAAAUUACCAAAAAGGUUUACAUGAAUUGGAAUUGUUAAAGUUAAAAGAAGUUAUCGGCAAUACAGCGACACUGGUCAAACAGGUACAAUGGUCGAUAUCGUCAUUACAUGAUGAUUUAGGUAAAAACAUAGAUGCCAAUAAAUUAGAUGACGGAGCAAAGGAGGAGGAGUUACCCAAGCAAGAUUUAUGACACCCUUUAUCGUAGGCGUAUUUGAUGUUUAGAACGGAUAUAUUAUUUUGGCGUUAGGUGGCCUGUACGCCAUGAAGGUAUACCUCCUUGUUUAGAUGGUCACAUUGUAAUUACUGUUCUUUGCAGGGAAAUAAUAAGGUUAUCAUAUUAGAAAAACAUGCACGGAAGAGGGAUUUGUAUUUCUGUUAUAAUUUCUAUUAUAUGGCGACUUCUAUUAACGAUUUUUUUUAUCAGAAUUUUCACAAAGAACUUGGUUUAGAUUACUAAAAACUCCUUGAAGACACUUAUAAUAUUCGAAUUUUUGUUAGUUCGCAAAUUUACGUUAUUUUUUAUAAUUUUUAGUUGAUGUUGUUUUUCAUAUGACUUAAAAAGUUUAUUAAAUAGUUAUUUAUAUAUUUUUCAUCUUCCGUUUUUUAAAACAGCAAAGUCAGCUCUCAAUCAGAAACGGAAAUUAUAUUUUUUUGUAAAAACCCUAAUUCCUACAAACUGAAAAUUAUUCUGUACUGGUCGUUAUCCUGUGGGAAAAUUAACAGAAUCAUUUCGCAGCUACUUUUUUGUCUCACAGGCAGACAGACAGACGAGCGCUGAAACAUAGAUGCUAUUUUUUUUUUUUUAAAGGAACAUUUUCCACUUUUAAAUCUCUGUUCGUUGUUUGUAUAUAUAUUUACGUUUCCGAUUUGUUCAUAACUGUGAUUUAAACUGAUAUUUUGUAUUGACUCAUGGAAAAUAUUUCGAAAUAAA
Hydractinia symbiolongicarpus is the source of this 3500-nucleotide messenger RNA. RefSeq names its product protein Aster-B-like. Gene Ontology annotation, cellular component: endoplasmic reticulum-plasma membrane contact site; endoplasmic reticulum membrane; plasma membrane. Lineage: Eukaryota; Metazoa; Cnidaria; Hydrozoa; Anthoathecata; Hydractiniidae. The record is from RefSeq and is a predicted model, not a curated record. The transcript is spliced from 22 exons. The coding region runs from base 183 to 2759 and encodes 858 amino acids. Gene Ontology annotation, molecular function: sterol transfer activity; sterol binding. Gene Ontology annotation, biological process: intracellular sterol transport.